Molecule: messenger RNA, 1152 nt
Organism: Drosophila obscura
Lineage: Eukaryota; Metazoa; Arthropoda; Insecta; Diptera; Drosophilidae
Product: beta-1,3-galactosyltransferase brn
Exons: 1
Coding region: 40-996 (318 amino acids)
Cellular component (GO): membrane
Molecular function (GO): hexosyltransferase activity; UDP-glycosyltransferase activity
Source: RefSeq, a predicted model, not a curated record
UUUUUGUACAUCAAUAAAUAUUUAAUAUCCACAACACUAAUGUUAAAUAAACAUUUUAAAUUGCUGCUAAAAUGCUCACUGGCGAUUCCCAUCGUAUUCCUAAUCGACUUCUGCGGCCUGCUGACGCAUCUCCAUGAGCUGGACUUUGAGCGGCACUUCUACUACCCGCUGCACGAUGCGGGUCUGGACUCCUCCGGACUUUCCCGCUACGGAUUUCUGCAAAUGCCCGCAUUCACGGGCGUGGAUCUGCCCCGAUUGACUGUGGUGGUGAAGAGCGCCAUUGGCAAUGUGCGGCGACGCCAGGCCAUACGCAAGACAUGGGGCUACGAGUCGCGCUUCUCCGAUGUUCACAUCCGUCGCGCCUUUUUGCUGGGCACCUCGUCGGACAACAUGGACGAUGUGGCCCGGGAGGCCAAGGAGCAUGGCGACAUUGUGCACGCGGACUUUGUGGAUGCCUACUUCAACAACACCAUCAAGACAAUGAUGGGCAUGCGCUGGGCCAGCGAGCACUUCAACCAGAGCGACUUUUAUAUGUUCGUCGACGACGACUACUAUGUGUCGAUCAAGAAUGUUCUGCGGUUCCUUGGCCGCGGCCGGGAUACCCAUCAUCCGGAUCUGCUGUUUGCCGGCUACGUGUUUCAGACGUCGCCGCUGCGUCACAAGUUCAGCAAGUGGUAUGUCUCACUGGCGGAGUACCCGUUCGACAAGUGGCCGCCGUAUGUGACGGCCGGCGCCUUCAUCCUCUCCCGGAGCGCCCUCCUCGAGAUGUACGCGACCAGCAUGCGUGUGCCGCUGUUCCGCUUCGAUGACAUCUAUCUGGGCAUUGUGGCGCUCAAGGCAAACAUACCCGUCCACCACUGCGACGGCUUCCUCUUCCACAGACCCCACUUUUCCGGUCCCGAUAGCUACAGCGGCGUCAUAGCCUCGCACGGCUUCAGCGAUCCUGACGAAAUGGUGCAGGUGUGGAAUGAAUGCCGGUCGGCAAACUACGCGUAGCACACGCCUCUGACUGCGACGGACAAUUCGGAGGUCGAGGGUUACUCCACUCGACUGUACAUACAGAUGUAUUAUGACGUAGAUCAAAACCAAGCCUUAUUAAAGUAUAGUCUUGUUUUAAGCCUAUGUAAUGUGUAAAUACAUAUAUUAACGAUG